Molecule: messenger RNA, 1149 nt
Organism: Colletotrichum fioriniae
Lineage: Eukaryota; Fungi; Ascomycota; Sordariomycetes; Glomerellales; Glomerellaceae
Gene: IDH2
Product: NAD-dependent isocitrate dehydrogenase
Biological process (GO): isocitrate metabolic process; tricarboxylic acid cycle
Cellular component (GO): mitochondrion
Molecular function (GO): magnesium ion binding; isocitrate dehydrogenase (NAD+) activity; NAD binding
Source: RefSeq, a predicted model, not a curated record
AUGCUGGCCGCCCGUACUUUCGCUGCGCCUCUCCGGCAGCAGGCCAUGCGCGCCGCUCCCCGCGCCGCCGCCGUCUCUCAGUUCCAGAACUCUAGAUUCUACUCGAGCGAGCGUGUCGCCAAGUUCCACGGUGUCAAGGACUCCAACGGCAACUACCCCGUCUCCCUGAUCGAGGGUGACGGUAUCGGUCCCGAGAUCUCCCAGGCUGUCAAGGACAUCUUUGCCGCGGCCAAGGCCCCCGUUACCUGGGAGCCCGUCGAUGUCACCCCCAUCCUCAAGGACGGCAAGACCGCCAUCCCCGAUGCCGCCAUUGAGAGCAUCAAGCGCAACAAGGUCGCCCUCAAGGGACCCCUCGCCACCCCCAUUGGCAAGGGCCACGUCUCCCUCAACCUGACUCUCCGCCGCACCUUCAAUCUGUUCGCCAACCUCCGUCCCUGCCGAUCCGUCGCUGGCUACAAGACCCCCUACGACAACGUCGACACCGUCCUCAUCCGUGAGAACACCGAGGGUGAAUACUCUGGCAUUGAGCACGUCGUCGUCGACGGCGUCGUCCAGUCCAUCAAGCUCAUCACCCGCGAGGCUUCCGAGCGCGUCCUCCGCUUCGCCUUCCAGCAGGCUCAGGAGAUUGGCCGCAAGAAGGUCCGCGUCGUCCACAAGGCCACUAUUAUGAAGAUGUCCGACGGUCUUUUCCUCAAGACUGCCCGCGACGUCGCCAAGGACUUCCCCGAGAUCGAGUUCGACGCCGAGCUCCUCGACAACACCUGCCUGAAGAUGGUCACCGACCCCCUCCCCUACAACGACAAGGUCCUCGUCAUGCCCAACCUGUACGGUGACAUUCUCUCCGACAUGUGCGCCGGUCUCAUUGGCGGUCUUGGCCUCACCCCCUCUGGCAACAUUGGUGACGAGUGCUCCAUCUUCGAGGCCGUCCACGGCUCCGCCCCCGACAUUGCCGGCAAGGGCCUGGCCAACCCCACCGCUCUGCUCCUCAGCUCCAUGAUGAUGCUGAGACACAUGAGCCUCGGCGAGUACGCCGACAGAAUCGAGAAGGCCGCUUUUGAUACCCUCGCGGAAGGAAAGGCCCUCACCGGCGACUUGGGCGGCAAGGCCAAGACUGGCGAGUUUGCCGGCGCCAUCAUUUCCAAGUUGUAG